This is a messenger RNA of Ipomoea triloba (trilobed morning glory), 2464 nucleotides long. RefSeq lists its product as uncharacterized. Gene Ontology annotation, molecular function: acetylglucosaminyltransferase activity. The transcript is spliced from 3 exons. NCBI's taxonomy places the organism in Eukaryota, Viridiplantae, Streptophyta, Magnoliopsida, Solanales, Convolvulaceae. Bases 399 to 1952 code for a protein of 517 amino acids. The record is from RefSeq and is a predicted model, not a curated record.
GGCUCUCCUGAACCCUCCUUAUCUUGUGUUGUGUGUGCAAGCUAAGCUUUCAGGAAAGGAAAGCAUGUUUCUUCUUCUUGUUCUUCUUCUUGUCCUGAACAGUGAAGCUAAGCAAAUGCACAAUGCAUGCUGUUCCUACCCUAUUCUUUCCUUUUCUGUGAUAACAUUUGCUCUCUUCUUCAAUCCGCUCUGAUUCUUCAAUCUUCUUCAAGCUUUUGUGAAACCCAAUUCCUCUAGAUCUAACUAAUCCAAAAGUAUGACAGCUAAAGGAGCUGUAAAGAUUAGAUUUUUGCCCAGAAAAUCCUAGCAUUAUAUAGCAUACUGUUCUGUUUUCCGGAAAAAAACAUAAAAACUGUUUUUAGCUAAAAGUCGAAAUUUUUUACAGCCCCACCGGUUGAAUGAGCAUGAAAGUGACCCAGAAAGAUUCAGUUUGGGAUCAGAUGAGAAGCGCCUCCGCCGCGCCUCUCUCUGUCGUCGCCACCUCGCAAAAUCGCGUCUUCCCCAAAUUCAUGGUCUGGCUCGUCCUCUUCGCCUCCGUCACCUACGUAGUCUACACUUUAAAGCUCCUCUCCGCCUCCGGCACCUGCAACGACGACGUUUUCGUCGUCCAACGCCACGGCCACUUUUCACAAAUCAACUCCACUGCGACUCCGGCGGGAUUAGCAAUGGGAGAAGAAGCGACCCGGAUUCGAGAACCCGAGAAAACGGGUCUGGAGCAUGUGGUUUUCGGCAUUGGGGCGUCGGCGAAGCUGUGGGACUCGCGGAAGAAUUACAUAAAGCUAUGGUGGAGGCCGGAGGAGGGAAUGAGAGGGGUAGUGUGGCUGGACAAACCGGUGAACACGUCGGCCGGAGAAAACUCGUCCCUCCCGGAGCUGAGAAUCUCCGGCAACACCUCCCAUUUCCCCUACAACAACAAGCAGGGCCACCGCUCCGCCCUCCGGAUUUCAAGGAUCGUGUCGGAGACCCUCCGGCUGGGGAUGGAGAAUGUGCGGUGGUUCGUGAUGGGGGACGACGACACCGUUUUUAUAACCGAUAAUUUGGUCAGAGUUCUCAAUAAGUACGAUCAUAAUCAGUUCUAUUAUAUCGGGAGUUUGAGCGAGAGCCAUUUGCAGAAUAUUUACUUUUCUUAUAGUAUGGCUUAUGGGGGUGGGGGGUUUGCUAUUAGCUACCCUUUAGCUAAGGCUCUGGAGAAAAUGCAAGAUAGAUGUAUUCAGAGAUACCCUGGGCUUUAUGGGUCUGAUGAUCGAAUGCAGGCUUGUAUGGCCGAACUCGGCAUUCCACUCACCAAAGAAGUCGGUUUCCACCAGUUUGAUGUAUACGGGAACUUAUUUGGGCUGCUAUCGGCACAUCCGGUGGCGCCAUUGGUUUCUUUACACCAUCUUGAUGUGGUAGAACCGAUGUUUCCCAAUGUUACUCGACUGGAAGCUCUGCAACGUCUCAUGCUUCCAAUGAAGCUCGACUCAGCUGGUUUAAUUCAACAAUCGAUUUGCUAUGACAAGGCUAAGAGCUGGACAGUUUCGGUCUCUUGGGGCUUUGCAGUCCAAAUUUUUCGUGGAGUGUUAUCCCCGCGCGAAAUAGAAAUGCCGUCGAGGACUUUCUUGAAUUGGUACAGGAGAGCGGAUUAUACAGCCUAUGCUUUCAACACGAGGCCUGUCAUGAGGAACCAUUGCCAGAAGUCGUUUGUUUUCUAUUUCUCGAGUGCAGAAAUGGAUGCUUUUGCUAACGAAACAGUGAGCAAGUAUAUUCACCAUCCGCUUCCCCGUCCUUUUUGCAAAUGGAAGAUGCCAAAUCCUGAAGAACUCGAGAGAAUCGAGGUGUAUAAGAAGCCUGACCCGCAUUUAUGGGAUAGGCAGUCUCCAAGGAGAAACUGUUGCAGGGUCUUAAAUUCAGACCAGAAAAGUAUGGUGGUGAACGUCGGGCAAUGUAGGGAAGGCGAGGUCAGCGAAACCUGAUGGUGACAAAAAUGGUACGAGCCCCGGCCCCUUCCCCUGUUCUUGAACCGCCUUCUCCCCGCUGGUUCCCAUCGUUUGUUUGCUAAGCCUCUCCACGGAAAUUUUCUUGGGUAUUGCCAAGCUAAUCCCUCGUCGCCAGGGUGAGAAUUUAUUUAUGUAGAAAUGUUAUAUAUAUAUAUAUGAUGUGAUGAUUAGUGCAGUUUAGCAGCAAUGUAGGAUUCUGUAUUCUUUUUGAACCCUCCUCUCCUUCCGGAUUAUGCACAUGCUGCCAUGAAAUCUGAGAUGUAAAACAUCAUUUAUGAGAGUGUGUUGAAUCUUCUGCAAGAAACUCUCAAAUAUCUCUCUGCAUUCUUUUGGUGUCUUGAGCUCCAUAAUGAUGUGCUGCUUCUGGUAUCAGAUGUAAGGUGGUGUAUAUGUAUUAUGCUGUGCAGAAACUUUGUUUGGUUAUAUCAUAAAGUUUAAUUUCUUCCUGUACUUUAAAAAUAUAAAUUUGUAUGCUCUCUUUCUCUCUC